Molecule: messenger RNA, 4575 nt
Organism: Amyelois transitella
Lineage: Eukaryota; Metazoa; Arthropoda; Insecta; Lepidoptera; Pyralidae
Gene: csw
Product: tyrosine-protein phosphatase non-receptor type 11
Exons: 2
Coding region: 466-2367 (633 amino acids)
Biological process (GO): protein dephosphorylation
Molecular function (GO): protein tyrosine phosphatase activity
Source: RefSeq, a predicted model, not a curated record
UCGGCACGAUGACAGAACGCAAGUGGCAGUAAACUGGCAAUGGCAAUGUAAGCGAAAGAAGAACAGAGCAAGUAAAAUUAGACAUCGCGAGCACCCACAAAUAUUAGACAUUUUCUCAGCUUUUUGUGAAAAAUUGUUUUGUGUAACAUUUAAUUUGUUUAUUUGCUACUUGGACAUAUAAUUUUUAUCAGGUUAUAAUAUUUAGAUUCAUGUACAUGUGUGUUAGUGUACUGGCGAAUACGCCCUUGAAAACCGAGUUUCAAAAAAAAUCUUAACUCAGCAUAGCAACAGCAGUGCGAUCCAUAAAAUUCCUAUUGAAAAGGGAAUAGCGGGUGCUGUAUCUCGCACGGGUGUCUAUAUGAGAUGAUUGGAGAAGAUGUAUGGAGCAUUGAGAAUCGGGACAGAAGAAAAUUAAUCUGAUAGUGACAUAGUAUAGUAAGUAUCGGUGCUUUUUGUUAGUGUAAGAUGAUCACCCGAAGAUGGUUCCACCCCUUGUUGACCGGAGUGGACGCAGAGAAACUUCUGAUGGAGUGCGGGCGGGACGGGUACUUCCUCGCGAGGCCCAGUAUGAGCAACAAGGGAGACUUCACACUGUCGGUGCGCCGCGGGGACGAAGUCACCCACAUCAAGAUACAAAACAAUGGAGAAUUCCUCGACCUUUAUGGAGGAGAGAAAUUUGCAACGCUCUCCGAACUCGUACAAUACUACAUGGACAAUCAGGGACAACUGCGAGAAAAGAACGGAAGUGUUAUUAGACUGAAAACCCCUUUAAAUUGUGCCGACCCCACGACGGAGCGGUGGUACCACGGACAGCUCACCGCAAAAGAAGCAGAGAAAAUUAUGCUCGAAAACGGAAAGAACGGAUCAUUUCUCGUCCGCGAGUCGCAACGGCAACCCGGCGAUUUCGUUCUAUCUGUGCGGACCAGGGAUCGCGUGACCCAUGUCAUCGUACGCCGACAAGACAGCAAGUACGACGUCGGUGGUGGGAAGCAGUUCGACGACCUCGUCAGUCUCAUAGAGCACUACAGAAACUUCCCCAUGGUAGAAACCUCAGGAGAAGUUUUAAGACUCAUCCAACCGUUCAACGCCACAAGAAUACAAGUACGACACUUCCACACCAGAGUAAAACAACUCCUAAAGGAAACCGAAGGACCCAUUGAAAGCAUGGCGUACAAACAAGGAUUCUGGGAAGAGUUUGAGACGCUACAAAUGAUGGAGAACUUCCAAUUCGACAGAAUGGAGGGAUCGAAACCAGAAAAUAUCAGGAAAAAUAGAUACAAGAACAUUAUACCAUUUGACCACACCAGAGUUGUCCUCAAAGAUAUACCGGCUGAUGCACCUCCGGGUUCUGAUUAUAUAAACGCGAAUUACAUUCGAUGCGAUAGUAUUGAUGGAAGUUUAGAUUCGCAAGAUCCCAUUAACGGGGCUAAUGAGAACGGCUCACCGCCUAGCAGGGACGGCACGCCCUCUAAAAAUAAAGGCAAGUCUUCUCCAAACCAUACGAGCGUGGUGAUCACCGAAGAGAGCACGAAAGGCUACGGCAAUGGAGUGCACAAGCCCUCCCUGCCUCCGUUCGAGCCGAGCGUGUUACGCGCCAACCCCAAUUACGUGAACACCACGAUACCCAAGACGGCCACCAAGGUCGAAAGCCUCGUUGCCGAAAACGUUUACAACAAAACCUAUAUAGCAACACAGGGCUGUCUCUCUACGACCAUUUACCAAUUCUGGUCUAUGAUAUGGCAGGAGGACGUCCGCAUAAUAAUAAUGACGACAAAGGAAAUCGAGCGUGGAAAAGUCAAAUGCGAACGUUACUGGCCCGAUCUGAACAAAACGGAGGUGUUGAACAAAUAUGCGAUAUUCAACGAAUCAGAAUCAUCAACGCAGGACUACACAUUGAGACGUUUCGUGGUGACGAAGACAGACGAGCCUAAUGCGAAAAGAACUAUAUACCAUUUUCAUUUUACGGCUUGGCCCGACCACGGGGUCCCGUCGGAGCCAGGUCGCGUGUUGAACAUCCUGCUGGUGGUAAACAGUAGGCUGCAGCAGAUAAUGACCGGGCCGCAGCCGCCGGCGCAGGCCGUGGUUUGCGUGCACUGCUCCGCAGGCAUAGGCAGGACUGGCACUUUUAUUGUUAUUGAUAUGAUUCUGGACCAAAUAAGGAAGGAGGGUUUCGACUGCGAGAUCGAUAUACACCGCACUGUGCAAAUGGUGCGGGAUCAGAGAUCGGGUAUGGUGCAAAACGAGGCGCAGUACAAGUUUAUUUAUAUGGCCGUUUUGGAGUUCAUUCAGACUGUGAAGCAACGCACCGGCCUGGGGAAGGAGCCCGCGCCCUCCACGUCCGCGAUCAGGGGCGUUCCCUUUUUAUGAAUGAUACGCAAAUAUCGAAAACAAAUCUGUCAAAACUUUUUAAAAGAGAACAGUAGGGUUUCAUAGAUUUUUAAUACAAUAACUGGUGGUAAUUUUACUGUACCUAAUAUAAUGAAUUUUAUUAUUACCCUGACUUUUUAAAAGUAUAACAGCCUUUUUUAAUUAAUAAGAUAAGACAAAAAUGUUUGAUAUAAGUUGGGUUGCCGGGUAUAUAGUGACGUCUAAAGAGUCAUGUAAAUUCUUCAUACUAUGUAUAUGUAACAUAAAUGAAAUACGUAUUUAUUCCUCAUGUAUAAGAAACACAAAAUAGUGUCAUCACAUUAAAAUUAUUGUUUCAAGCUGCUUUCCUGUUUACAUGUGCAACAAUAAGUGAUUAAUAUAAAUGACAACCUUGUGUAUUAUGAACUCUGUGCUAAACCAAUAUUUAAAAGCAAAUCAAUUUAAGACUUUGAAAGUUCAUUUGUUGCUUUAUGUCUGUCUAUGGGCAGGGAAUCCAUUAAAAUAAUUUGUACAAUUGGGCGUCUUAAAGUUUUACCUGUAUACCACGCGAUCAUUUUAUAUGAAGAGUUUAAUUGUUGUAAAAUAAAUUAUUAUUAUGUAUAUUUAGAUUACAGUUUGAUGAGGCACUAAUUAGAAGUUAAGUGACUCAAUCAUAUGUGAAUAUAAUUCUUAAAUAUUUUUUCAAAAGUAUGAAAUUUUACAUUAUUUUAUUCGAAUAAAUUACACUGAUAGUUUUACUGAAGAGUUGAAUAUAUUGAUGUUGACGGUGGGUAGUUAUUCGUAGUUUAAAACUAAUAAAUUAGGCGACCUUCACACGAGUAGCGGUUUCCAGUUCUGUUACUUUUGUAUGGAUUUUUUUUUCAUUAAUUAUUCAAUUCUUUUUGAGUACAUAUCAUACAGUUAUUAUAUAAUAAACAAGAAUUUAAAGUAAAGAAUACCUUAUUUAUUACUGCUGUUUGUGAAAUAUUCUUGGUAUCACAUACAGAGAGAAGGAAGUUGGAAAAACGUAGAACAUGUUUAAAAAUAAACCGCUUGUUGCCUGUCUGUUUAUAUAUAUUCUUAUCAAUUCAAUGGUUUAUGAUUUGAUUUUCACUAUCAUGUAAAUAUUCUUCCAGAUGGUUUAUAAGUAGGUUUUUGAAUUGUUAAGAUAGUGAAGUAAUAAUAAAUGAUCACUUAUAUAUUGAACCACAGAACAAACCGCUGAUCGUGCGAUCGACGCCUUAGAAAUAAAAUUGAGACCUGAUAUUUCAAAUUGUUGCUUUAAAUUUGUACUACAAGAGGUCUAAGAGUCGACCAACGUGAUCUCGAAUUGGGAGUUUGUAUUAAGCAGAAUGUUAUUUUUUUGUUAGAUAUCAUUUUGGCGAAUGUUUGCAGUUCAAACAGAUGAUAAUUUUAGCUUUUAAAAAAAUCUAGAUUGUGUGUAAAAAUGGAUAACACUCUAGAAACAAAUUGCUGGGGAAUUUCUUGGCAAGCUCUGAAUUUGUGUCAAUUUUUUUGCAUACCAUUUUUUUGUCUUGUUAUACAGCAAAUGGUUAUUUUCUACCGAGCGUCGUUACAUUUUUUAUUGUGGGUAUAUACUCCGUUAUGGGUAGAUAAAGCAUUUAAACGUAAACCGAAAAAACUAACUUUUUAUACUUUUUAUUUAAUACCAUAAAGAUUUUAAAAAAUCUUUCAAUGGUGUCCCUUAUAAGAAAAUUUACGGUCGCCUCUAGGACACCGUAAAUCGAAACGUGUAACGACAAAAUAUCUUUCUAACAAAGAAUAUAUAAAAAAGAAUAUGCUAAUUUCGAAUUUGUUAUUUUUCUUUGGCAUUAUUCAAAUAUUGAAUUGUUAGAGGAAUAUGUUGAGCGAUUUUAAAUAUGUAAUAUAAAAAAUACGUAUACCUUUGUUGUACUUCAAAUUCUAACCUCAACUAUCCAUUCAACAGUUUCAAAAAAAAGGAUUAGCUGUAUAAUUUGAUUAGGUACCUUACUUUUUUAUAACUAUUUUUUUUUGUUUUCAAAUGAAGUAAAAGGAAGUGUUUUUACAUUUUUAUUCUUGUCAAAUACAAAAUUGAGGUGCUUUUAUGUAAGGGUCCGUUUCACGGUUAAUGGUGCGAUAUUUUUUUUAUCUUUUUUUCGUUUUUAUGCGUAGGUGACAAUCUAGUUUUACGUUCACAUUAAGAGCGAAGUAGGUUCAAUACCUCAUUCAAUUUUAUUGUUUAUAAAG